GCAGUACAACGCCCUGUAUUAUUUAACCACCACACCCAUACUAGUCCACACAUCCAGGAACAUUCUGUGCAUCAUCUCAACGCUGUAGUCAGGGCAAUCAAAAUGGCACUGGUUUCUGAGUUUCUAGGACAGCUUAGCCUAAAUGUUGGGUCCUCUGAAUCCACCUACCCCACAGUAGUACCUGCAACUAACUUCGACCCAGAAAAAGAUGCGGCCAGAAUAGAGACUGCUGUCAAAACCAAGGGAGUAGACGAACAGACCAUCAUCGAUGUCUUAACCAAAAGGACCUACUCCCAGAGGAGAGAAAUUGCAUUUGCAUAUGAGAGGAGAGCUAAGAAGGAUAUGAUCACAGCCCUGAAAGCUGCCCUGUCUGGCCCAUUGGAAACUGUUAUCCUGGGCCUGAUGAAGAGUACAGCCCAGUAUGAUGCCACAGAGAUCAGAGGCUCAAUGAAGGGUUUAGGAACAGACGAGGAGACCCUGAUUGAGAUUGUGUGCUCUCGCAGCAAGGAUGAGCUGAUGGAGAUUAAAACAGUCUACAAAGAGUUGUUCAAGAAGGAACUGGAGAAGGAUGUGGCUGGAGACACCUCUGGGGACUUUGCCAAGCUGCUGCUGGCCCUAGUGCAGGCCAAAAGGGCAGAUCCCUCCGCUGUGGUAGACUAUGAGAAGAUUGAUGAAGAUGCCAGAGCUCUCUAUGACGCUGGGGUCAAAAGGAAAGGAACCGAUGUGGCAUCCUGGAUCUCUAUCAUGUCUGAGAGAAAUGUUCCCCACCUACAGAAAGUGUUCGACCGAUACAAGAGCUACAGCCCCUAUGACAUGCAGGAGAGCAUCCGCAAGGAGGUGAAAGGAGAUCUGGAGAAGUCUUUCCUCACACUGGUUGACUGCUUUGAGAACAAACAGUUGUACUUUGCCACCAGACUUGGUGAAGCCAUGAAGAGCAAAGGAGUCAAGGAGAAGAUGGUGACAAGGAUCAUACUGUCUCGCUGCGAGGUGGACCUCAUGAAGAUCCGCUCCGAGUUUAAGAGUCACUUCGGCAAGUCCCUGUACCAGACCAUUGCUGAACACACCAAGGGGGACUACCAGAAGGCUCUUCUGAGUCUGUGCGGAGGAGAUGACUAAAAACGCCUUGGUUCAGUUACUUUGUUGACGUGUUGUUCAUAUCAUUUUCCAAAUUAUCAUCAUGACCCAGACUUGAUCUUGCAUGCAGUUCAGACAACUGUCCACUAGAGUGUGAUAAAGGAAUGCAAGUUGUUUUUUCCCAGGACUGGCCUGAAUCUGUCUGGAGCCUUCUCAGGCACUGCUUUGAUCUACAGCCAUUUUUUAUAAAGUGAAAUAUUUGACCAUGAAUACAUUAUAUACAUGAAUACAACCAUGACCAUUAUUUGGCUUAUUCCCCAAAAAAUCUUGGGAAACAGCAGUCCACCUUUUGAUGGUUUUACUUUUACAACAAAGAUACAACAUAUUUACAUAAUAAUAUUGUAGAUGAUACAUAAUAUACUUGAUGUGUAUUUAAUUAAAAGUUAACUUUAACUGUUUGGAGGCCAUUCAAUUAUUUGAUUUUAGGUUUAAGAAUAUGAAAAGACUGAACAGAACUGUAUCAUAUUUUUCUUAUUUUAAGUAAAAGACAUUAUCAGAAUGA
Molecule: messenger RNA, 1636 nt
Organism: Hypomesus transpacificus
Lineage: Eukaryota; Metazoa; Chordata; Actinopteri; Osmeriformes; Osmeridae
Product: annexin A2-like
Exons: 13
Coding region: 103-1116 (337 amino acids)
Cellular component (GO): cytoplasm
Molecular function (GO): cytoskeletal protein binding; calcium-dependent phospholipid binding; calcium ion binding
Source: RefSeq, a predicted model, not a curated record